UUCGCGCUAAGUCAAGCCAGUCGACUUGCAGCGGCCGUACCUGUCGCGGCACACGAUGCAACGGACCUCUAGAGAUUAAAUCGUCUUGACCCGCGCCUUUUCUUAUCUUCCCCCCCUCUCGCUCUCUCUGUUUCUUUUAUCCGCUCCCGCCUGGCCAGUCCCCAGCUUCGCCCUUCGCCCUUUUGCUCCCCACCCCCUUGGUACUUGUUAUCCCACUCCUGUUGCGCGCCUGUCGCAUGCGACCACCCGUCGAGGUGACUUAACAUCCAACAACCAGCGGUACAUCCCGGACCCCCAGGAUGUCGCAUGACAAUUUGGGAUUUACAUCGAGCACGAAUGCUCUGCAAGAUAUCAAAAAGUCUUCUUCGUCUCAGGAGCGUCCUGGUUACGGAUGGAAGAAUGAUGCCACGUACGUUCUGGAACUCCAAGAAAAGAAGAAGGACGCACACGCGACGCAAGAAAGUGAUUAUGACCCUUAUGACUAUAGAGAGGUGGAGCAUCCGACUACCAACACGGAGACAAUGCUUCACCUGCUGAAGGGGAGUUUGGGCACUGGGAUCCUCGCGAUGCCGAAGGCUUUCGAUAAUGCUGGAUACAUUGUCGGCGUUAUAGCCACGUUCAUCAUUGGGCUCCUUUGUAUAUAUUGCAUGCGAAUUCUCGUUCGUUCGGAGUACGAGCUGUGUAAGAGGAAAAGGGUGCCGUCCAUGUCGUAUCCGGCGACCGCGGAAGCCGCCUUGCUCGAGGGACCGUCGUUUCUCAAACAUUGCUCCAAAGCUUCUAUACAUAUAAUAAACGCCUUCCUAUUGAUAUAUCAAAUGGGCACUUGCUGCGUCUACCUAGUUUUCAUUUCUAAAAAUCUGCAACGGGGACUGGGCACGUUUGUCACAAUGGAGUUGGAGGUAUACAUGGCAAUUCUCCUGUUACCCCUGAUCUUAGCUAAUUACAUCAGGAAUCUUAAAUACCUGGCGCCGUUUUCGACGCUAGCGAACAUUAUCAUGUUCACUGGGAUUGGCAUCAUACUCUAUUACAUCUUUCGAGAACCGCUGUCGUUCAAAAAUCGCGAGGCAUUCGGGGAAGUCACGAAUUUUCCACUCUUCUUCGGCACCGUACUGUUCGCUCUCGAAGCCGUCGGCGUAAUCAUGCCAUUGGAAAAUGAGAUGAAGAAUCCUAAAUUCUUCAUGAAGCCAUUCGGCGCCCUGAACGUCGCAAUGGGCAUCAUAGUCGUGAUGUAUGCCGGCCUGGGAUUCUUCGGGUACAUACGUUACGGCGAGGACGUCAAAGGCAGUAUCACGCUCAACCUGCCCGAGGAGAAGCUGGGAAUUGCAGUGCAAAUUCUCCUGGCUAUCGCCAUCUUCUUCACGCAUCCUAUCCAAUGUUACGUCGCCAUCGAUAUCGUCUGGAACGAAUAUCUCAGCCAGUACCUGGACAAGUACCGUUUCAAGCUGUUAUGGGAGUAUGUCGUCAGGACUGUCAUUAUUUUGAUAACCUUUGGCUUGGCGAUCUCGAUCCCGGAGUUGGAGCUCUUCAUAUCGCUGUUCGGCGCGUUUUGUCUGUCGGGUCUGGGACUGGCUUUCCCGGCGAUCAUACAAUUGUGCGCCUUCUGGAAGGUGCUAAGACCGGUCGAGAAGAACAUUAUGCUGGUGAAGAACAUGUGCCUAAUACUAAUCGGGCUCCUCGGCCUGGUCGUGGGUACUUACACGAGUCUCCGCGAGAUCAUCAAGAAGUUCCAAUGAAGUAUCCGAGAAAGUGCGCGACAAAACUGUUAAAGCUGAGUGACGAAGUGACAGGCGGGGAGCGGAAGUAAACAGGAAUCGUUCUCCGUGCGAGAAACGACGACGGCGUGAUACGUAGUUGAAGUUGAUCAUUGCCAAAAGUGAGUGCGCCUAAAAAUACAAAGCGCAUUCGGAGGCGCCGGCCGAGGGACCGAAAUAACGUUAACUUCUUACGGCUCGCAUCACACUUCGGCUUCGAUUCGUCGGGGACGAGAUGAAGUUCCUAGGUGCGUUUGUUGGUUUUCUUUUUUUUUUACGCGUGAUAUGCAAGACUGCGAGUGAAGAUGUGGACUGUACAACGGCGCGACGAGUCCUGGCUCGCGUCAGCGUCGGCGUCAAUUACGGUACAGCGAUAUAUAUAUACACAUGUAUAUAUAUAAAUGUAUAGAUAUGUAUAAAUAUGUGUAAAAAGGUUUUAUCGUAUUAGCAAAUAAAAGAAUUUUAUUUUCACACCGCCGCUCCCAUUGCUUCAGCAUUCUUCGUCGUUCGUUGAUGCCGGCGAAAUUCUGAAUUGAGCUAUUGUCGUAACAAUCGUGUCAUUUAAUUAAAAUUCACACCUCUGGCCGCAUUUCCAUUCAUAUUUUAACGUCCUAGAAGAUAUACAAAAAUAUAUACGUCGUUAUCGCACAUCGUUAUCAUGCGACGAAUCGUUACGCUAGAACAAGUCGAGAUUCCAAUAGUAUGUAAAAGCAGGUGCCUAAAAGAACGAGUGCAGUCAUCAGUGCCAUUUCGUUACCUUUAACUGUAUGUUUUAUAUAGAUUUUCAGACGAUCGACAUUGAUUAUCGUUAACAGAUCGAUCAUCGAAUCAUCGCUUGUAAUGUAAGCGGGUAGAAACGUUUCCUUUUUCUAGAAAUAACGAAAUAUAUCGUACGAUUUUUGCAUUGUACACCACGAAGAUGAUCGACGGCUUCUUUCCUUUGGUUUUACGAAAAAGUUUUAUACUUGUUUAUUGUUUUCGUUUUAAUGGCAUGAUUGCACGUAAUAAAAUAUUAGGCGUAGCACACAUGCUAUUUUAUUUAGCAUACAUUCGUGACUUGGCAAAGAUGUGAUAAAAUUACGAAUAACCGAAGAAUCGACGAAAUCAUUGUAUAAAGGCCUUGUAAUGAAUAUCUACUCGAAUGUUACGAAUACGAAUUCAGAAGGAUUAUAAGCAGUUCUUUUUUAAUUAUAAAAAUAAAUUUUUCAAGAUUUA
This is a messenger RNA of Vollenhovia emeryi, 2966 nucleotides long. Its product is annotated as proton-coupled amino acid transporter 1. Lineage: Eukaryota; Metazoa; Arthropoda; Insecta; Hymenoptera; Formicidae. The transcript is spliced from 8 exons. Bases 300 to 1733 code for a protein of 477 amino acids. Gene Ontology annotation, cellular component: vacuolar membrane. Gene Ontology annotation, biological process: amino acid transmembrane transport. Gene Ontology annotation, molecular function: amino acid transmembrane transporter activity. The record is from RefSeq and is a predicted model, not a curated record.